Molecule: messenger RNA, 3499 nt
Organism: Eleginops maclovinus (Patagonian blennie)
Lineage: Eukaryota; Metazoa; Chordata; Actinopteri; Perciformes; Eleginopidae
Gene: ubash3ba
Product: ubiquitin associated and SH3 domain containing Ba
Exons: 14
Coding region: 545-2473 (642 amino acids)
Molecular function (GO): protein binding
Source: RefSeq, a predicted model, not a curated record
GUGUGUGUGGGUGUGUUGCUCAGUUCAGUGCCUGUUCGGCCUGAGAACCGAACAGGACUUCCGGUCCCCUCACGCAUCUGUGUACUGUCCCUUUAACUAAGGGGGCCGCACAGUUAAAGCUGCAAUAUUUUACAGGCUGAACAUCCGCUCACUCAGGACCCAUUCAUAAAUAACACAUCGUGUGGAAAAGAGAGCUCAUACAGCAUUAGAUUUUUAAUUAAUCGGAACUAGAGGCGAGGUGAAAUCAGACAUGUUCACCUCGGCCGGGGACUGUGUAUCGGGGGCACAGCUGAGAGAGCUGACCCCCCUGCUGAUGGUUUUGACUUUAUGUGCGAACCAUCAGGAGGCAGCCUGAUCCAGCUCGGAGCAUUUGGCAAACCCAGAAAAAUGCUUGUUUCCUCCGAAGGUUUCCUACGUGCUUCCGCCUUUCACAACUAACCCUGUUUUAAGCCGCUUUCAUCAUUCUUUUUUAAUCAUUUUUUUUCAUUAAAUGAAAAUACAUCAGAGGAGCCGGGGACCUGACAUACCGAUGGAGCAGUGAGUUAUGGCAGCUAAAGAGGAACUGUACGCCAAAGUGACGCCGCGGAGGCAGCGCCAGAGCCGGCCGAGCACCAUCAAACAUGGGUCCACUCUGGACGUGCUGCUGUCCAUGGGCUUCCCCAAGACCAGGGCCUUGAAAGCUCUGGUUUCCACGGGAGGGAAGAAUGUGCAGGCAGCUUGUGACUGGCUCUUCUCCCACGUAGACGACCCCUUAUUGGAUGACCCUCUGCCCAGAGAGUAUGUGUUGUACCUGCGCCCCAGCGGGCCCCUGCUCCAGCAGCUCUCACACUUCUGGCAGCAGUCCCGCGUCUCCUGUGGAAAGAACAAGGCCCACAACAUCUUCCCCCACAUCACCCUCUGCCAGUUCUUCGUGUGUGCCGAUGGGAAGGUGGAGGCUCUGACCGAAGCUCUGCAGUCCACCGUGGCCAAGUGGAAGGGUCGUAUCCCCAUGCCCCUCCCGCUUGAGCUCUACACCUCCAGCACCUUUAUCGGCCUCUUUGUGGAGGAGCAGAUGGCCGAGGUGCUGAAGACUUUCGCCUCUGACUUUGCCACUGAAGCCACAGCUAAAGCAGAUGUUCACGUCGAGCCUCAUAAGAAACAACUUCAUGUCACUUUGGCGUACCACUUCCAAGUCAGCCACCUUCCGGUUUUGGAAAAGUUGGCCAAAACGGUGGACGUGUCUUCAGGCUGCGACUGGCUGGCUGUGCUCUUCUCCCGGGACAUUUGCUUCGCUAACCAUGAGACGCUGCAAGUCAUGUACCCGUAUGUGCCUCAGAAUGACGACGAGCUGGAGCUGGUGCAGGGAGAUUUCAUCUUCAUGUCUCCGGUGGAGCAGAGCAGUGCCAGUGAGGGCUGGGUGUACGGCACCUCGCUGGGCACGGGGCUGUCGGGCCUGCUGCCUGAGAACUACGUCAACCGCGCUGAUGAGUCUGACACCUGGGUCGUCCACGGGUCUCACUCCAUGCUCACCUGUGCCUCUCCGUCUAACUCCGGCAGCAGCGUGGCGGGGUUAUUGUUUGACGGAAAGCUGAACGACAGUCUGUUUGACAGUCUCAUGGAUCCUCCUGGCCUUACUGGCCUCUGUCCUCCUAUGCAGGUUUUGAGGCCAACCUCUCAGUCUUCCGUUUCCAAGAUGAGAAUGUUUGUGUGUCGCCAUGGGGAGAGGAUGGACGUGGUGUUUGGGAAAAACUGGGUCACUCAGUGCUUUGACGCCAAAGGCCGAUACAUUCGCUCCAACCUCAACAUGCCAUCCAGCCUGCCAGCUAGAAGUGGAAGUCACCGGGACUACGAUAAAGAUUGUCCAAUUACUGUGUUUGGCUCCACCCAGGCCCGACUUGUAGGGGAAGCUCUGUUGGAAAGCCACACAAAAAUAGACUUUGUUUACUGCUCUCCUUCUCUUCGCUGCGUCCAGACUGCUCAGAACAUUCUGCAGGGCCUGCAGCAGGAAGGCAAGACAAAAAUCUGUGUGGAGCCUGGGUUGUUUGAAUGGACCAAGUGGGUUUCAGGCACAAGUUUACCCGUGUGGAUCCCCCCAGCUGAGCUGGCUGCUGCUAACCUGAGUGUGGACACAACUUACAGACCUCAUAUUCCCGUAAGCAAGUUGACAGUGUCAGAAAGCUACGACACCUACAUCAGCAGGAGCUUCCAAGUAACCCGCGAGAUCCUGACGGACAGCAAAAACCUGGGAAACACGGUCCUGAUUGUGGCCCAUGCUUCCUCCCUGGAGGCCUGCACUCGUCAGUUACAGGGCCUCAGCCCGCAAAACUCCAAGGAUUUUAUCCAAGUGGUCCGAAAGAUUCCUUACUUGGGUUUUUGUGCUUGUGAAGAAUUGGGAGAGACCGGGGUGUGGCAGCUGGUCGACCCACCCAUCUUGCCUCUGACACAUGGACCCAAUCACAGUUUCAAUUGGAGGGAAAUGCUAAUGCAAGACUGAAGGAUCCGCUCUUUGGCUCUUUUAUCUUUUGGUGACCCUGAACUGCUGAAAGAAAUAUUUAUUUUUAACCCGCUCUGCUCUAAAUCCAGCCCAACUACCAAAAAAAAAGAAAAAAGAAAACACACGUCUUGCUUCCUUCAAAGACAUCAAGCAAAAAAGAAAUGCAUUAAUUGAAGCAAAUGUAUUCAGACACACUGCUCAGGAAUGAGGAAAAAGAUGAGCCACAGAUAGAAUGGCAGUUUGGUGUUUUGAGAAUUGUGGAUAUUUCUUACUCGUUUCGGAUGAAUCAGGUUUUAUGCCAUAAAAAAAAAAGCGACAUUUAGUCUGUGAUUCCUCUUCAGGCAGGGCGGUGAAGACUCUGUGUUUUGCUGCCUUCACACACACACACACACACACACACACACACACACACACACACACACACACACACACACACACACACACACACACACACACACACACACACACACACACACACACACACACACACACACUGUGACAGAAGUAGAUGAGAGAGACUUCUACCACAGAAAUAUUUUUUUCCCAUGUGUCAGAAAUUAUUAUUUAACUUGUAGCUCCCGCAAAAAAAAACAAAAAGCACAAAAGAAAUGUUGACAAUCAGACAGGGGAAACUGAUAUUCAUUGUUUCUGGUGCUGAGGUGGGUGGUUUAAGAUUCCUGUUUCAUUCCUGUAAAUGUCAUAUCAUCCAGUGAUUUUUCAUACAUGUAUUUGCGAACAGGAAUCAUUUUACCUUCCUGCAAUGCAGUUUUAUUACCACCACAGGAGCAACCAAGGCUUAAGAAAUUUAAUAUAAUUUAAUAUAGAUUGCUUUUGGGUGCAUUGACUAAAAAUAUUUGCUUGUUCAUCACAGCAACACUGGUGAAUUUCAUGUUGUUGGUUGUGUCAGAUGAUUUAAAUGCUUACUGCCUAUACACAUAUUGUUUGUUAUUUGAGUCAAAACAUCUAUUGAUACUCUCAAAAAUGAAUAAAGCAAGGAUGUGGAGAUAUGAAGGCCUAUAUAUAUAA